AUGACCUCUCAACUGGACUGUUACACACAUAAUAGAUACAGAGACAGAGAGCAUGCAGUAACCACAGUAACUGCUGUCUCCAUGGAAGCUCUCAGGCGCAAACAGAUUAGCAUUACGGCUAAUUAUCUGCAGCCCUUCACACUCAAAGACAAGGUGCGGACUGUCAAGACAUCACAGAUUCUCUUCUGCCAAAUUAUCUAUUUUUACUCCCUGAAUGAGGAAGAAAGAAAAAAAAUGACCAUCCUCAUGGUCAAGGAUUAUUAUUAUUAUUAUUAUUCUUACUAUUGUUAUUGUUCUGGAUACUAG
Xyrichtys novacula (pearly razorfish) is the source of this 306-nucleotide messenger RNA. Lineage: Eukaryota; Metazoa; Chordata; Actinopteri; Labriformes; Labridae. The record is from the annotation of a GenBank genome assembly.